Molecule: messenger RNA, 1473 nt
Organism: Rubroshorea leprosula
Lineage: Eukaryota; Viridiplantae; Streptophyta; Magnoliopsida; Malvales; Dipterocarpaceae
Source: the annotation of a GenBank genome assembly
AGCAAAAGGAAAACGAUGAGACAAAGGAAGAUGCUUUACUUUCCUUUCUCAGAGUUGUGUGUAGAGCAAUCCUCAGAAUCAACCUUUUUCCAGCAACACCCAGUUGCUAAAUCCCGCUCCACAUUACGCACGUAAAUGAAUAAUCGUUUUCAGGCUGUCUUUUUCUAUCCUCAGAGACUCUAUCAAAUUGACAAUACCCAGAUCAAAUCAAGCUGUUUUCUGAGAUGGGUUUUUCUGAUUUUCACUGAUCAGUUUAAGUUCUAGGCUGCAAAAGUGAGAAAGCGUCUGUGGAAAAAACUGAGAGAAAGGGUGAGGGUUGAGAUAAGAGAAUCGGGGUUGUUGUCAACAAAAUGAGAGAUUUCCCAUCUUGUUUUGGUGAAAGUGGGGUUCAGGUUGCAGAUUCUUCGUCUUCAAAUUCUAGUAGAAGUUCCCAGAAUUUGGUCACUUGCUUUUAUCAAUGUCGUAUCAGAGGCAAGUCUUGCUUGAUUUCGGUUGUGUGGAGUAAGAAUUUGAUGGGUCAAGGGCUAAGUAUAGGGAUCGGUGAUUCCUUAAACCAGUGUCUUUGUAAGGUGGAUAUAAAGCCCUGGUUGUUUUCCAAGAGAAAAGGGUGUAAGAGUUUAGAAAUACAUUCCCGUGAAGUAGACAUAUACUGGGACCUUUCGUCAGCGAAAUUUGGAUCUGGGCCUGAACCUUUGGAGGGAUUUUAUGUGGGUGUUGUUGUUGAUAGGCAAAUGAUUCUGCUUCUUGGGGAUAUGAGGAAAGAAGCUUAUAAGAAGACUGGUGCGACCCCUGUUCCUUCUAUGGCUGUUUUUGUUGCCAAGAAGGAGCAUGUUUUUGGCAAGAGGGUGUUUACCACAAAGGCACAGUUUUGUGGUAAUGGUCAAAUUCAUGAUCUGAUGAUUGAAUGCGACACAAUUGGUGUCAGUGACCCUUCUCUCAUAAUUCUUGUGGAUGGGAAGACUUUGAUGCAGGUGACGCACCUUAGAUGGAAGUUCCGGGGAAAUCAUACCAUCACGGUUGAUGGUCUGGCAAUAGAAGUUUUCUGGGAUGUUCAUAAUUGGUUCUUUGGGACUUCUCUUGGAAAUGCUGUAUUUUUGUUCAAGACUUGCCUCUCAGCAGAGAAGUUGUGGGCUAGCCAAACCCUCUCUGAUCCAAGUACGUUGCAAUGGUCUUUCUCACAAAGAUUUAUAGAUUCCAAGUCACAAAAUCUUGGGUUUUCACUGAUGGUGUAUGCUUGGAAGAAUGAGUAGAGAGAUCAUAAAUUUAUUUGCUGGUGCUAACAAAAACAAGUGAGUGGCCAUUUUUAUCCAUUAUAAGCAGUUAAUCACCAUUGAUUUGAUAAAAUUCGGGCCACAUCUGUUUUUUUAUUUUUGUCUCAGUUUUUUUUCCUCAAGUGGCUGAGCAAUUUAAUGGAUGUGAGAUGUUUUUGCUGUUUAUUCACCUGUAAAUUCUUAAUACAAUAGUUUGAUUUCC